AUCGAGAAUCUUGGACCGAAUGUCGAUAAAGUACGAUAUGAGCUAUGCGAAUCUACAGGCAUUUUUAUUAUAUCCAAUAUAUAUCGUGUACGUUUACAGUUUAAGAACAAGCUAAACGGACGAAACGAGGAAUUAUCUAUGAUACUGAAGAGACCCAUGCCGGGCUUUAAUCAGCUAGCUCGUAUCGAUCUUCAAUUUCACAACGAGAUCUUGUUCUAUCAGAUGUACACCCGACCGGACGAGAUCUACGCGAAAUGCUUCUACACCGAAAAACGUCCGCCCGUCGACUCUGUAAUCGCCUUAGAAAAUGUCAACGGGCGAGGAUAUUAUCCUUGUUAUUGCGUACAUA
Wasmannia auropunctata (little fire ant) is the source of this 349-nucleotide messenger RNA. RefSeq lists its product as uncharacterized. The annotation marks the transcript as partial. Lineage: Eukaryota; Metazoa; Arthropoda; Insecta; Hymenoptera; Formicidae. The transcript has a single exon. The record is from RefSeq and is a predicted model, not a curated record.